AUGUCCCAGGCGCUGACGGGGGGCCUCUUGUACCAUCGGGAAGGCAGCAUUCCACGCACCCCUGGUGCCAGAGGCCCUUUCCCGCUGGCCAGGAGAGAGGAGUUGGGCUCUGCAGACCCAACGCACGAGGCCAGAGUCCUCUUGGGAGCUGGGAAAGGUGUGCCUCGAGCAGCCGAAGCUCGGCCGCUUGGGGCUGAAGCGGCUCCCCGGGGGAGUCCUUCAGCAGGGCUGUGCUCGUUGCAGGUGCCCGUGGCCUUUGAGGACGUGGCGGUCUACUUUUCGCCAGAGGAGUGGGCAGAGCUAGCGGAAUGGCAGAAGGAGCUCUACCAAGACGUCAUGGUGGAGAAUUACGAGCUUGUCUCCUCGCUGGAAUGCCUGCUCUCCAUUCCUGAACUCCUGUCCCGACUGGCUCCAGGAGGGGCCCCGUGUGAAGCAGACCCCCCACUCCCCGCAGGGAACGGCGACUCUCCAGCCGACGGAGCAGCCCGGAGUCCGGAUCAGGAAGGAAGGGGGUGCCCCCCACUUCACCCACCCAGGCUAAGCUCUGAGCCGCUGCAGGGGACCCUUCCUCGACACCCCAGGACUGCGGGGAAGAGGCCCAAGAGGGCCCGGUCCCAGGGCAGGCAGAGGCCGGCCAGGGCACGACCAACCACCAGGGACGCGGAGAAAACAGCGCAGAGGAGCUGGAGGAGGGAGAAGCCCUAUAGCUGCCCCCGGUGCCAGCGGAGCUUCCUGGGCCGCCUUGCCUUGACCGCCCACCGGCGCCUGCACCUCCGGAAGUGGGCCCGGCAGCGCCCGCAGAGCGGGGGCCAGUCUUCUGCCACCUCGGAUACAGCCGUGCCUCCGGAGGGGCCCCCGGGCACCAGCGCCAACCCCAGCCCCGUCAGCCAGGGAGAGGGGAGCCUGCCCUUCUGGCCCGAGAUGGCGCUGCACCAGCAGGCCCCCGCCGCCCACGGCUUCAACCCCUGGUCCUUCGGCUACGGGCCUCCGCCCUUGCCGGGCCCCCAGGCUCUGGGGCUGCACGGCAGCGGAGAGUUCAUUUGCGACCAGUGUGGCUGGAGCUUCCACGGCUGGGAGGAGCUGGUCACCCACCAGUUGGUCCACAUGGCGGCCGAAGGGAUCGCGGGCUCCGUGCCCAAAGCCGGAGCCCUGUCCCAGAUGGCGAGCGACCGGCCGUACGCCUGCACCCAGUGCGGGAAGAGCUUCCGGCACAAGCCCAACCUCCUGGCCCACCGGCAAGUCCACACGGGCGAACGGCGCUACCCGUGCCAGGAGUGCGGCAAGUCCUUUGGCAGCAAGGCCUACCUGGCCUCCCACCAGCACAUCCACACCGGGGAGAAGCCGUACGUCUGCGGGCAGUGCGGCAAGAGCUUCCGCCACAAGCCCAACCUCCUUUCGCACCAGAAGAUCCACACCCGGGACCCUCUUCCCCCCAGCCACCCACUGGAUGCCUUCAAUGGGGAGAACUUCCAGUCCCCGCGCCCCGCGGCAGACUCCCUCCGGAUGGAGGUGUUCCAACCCCACCGACCCCCGCAGGACACCCACGCCCCCUGCUUCCCAAGCGAUCCUCCUCAGCUGCAGAUCUCUUUGCCUCCGCCUCAGCCUCUGCUUGCGGCCGACCGGCCCUUCAUCUGCCCAGUCUGUGCCAAGCCAUUCCGCUGCAAGCCCUACUUGGUGGCCCACAUCCGCAUCCACACGGGGGAGAAGCCCUACGCCUGCAGCCGCUGUCCCAAGCGCUUUUCCCAGAAGUCCAACCUGGUUUCCCACGAGCGCCUCCACACGGGCGAGAAGCCAUACGCCUGCCCGCUGUGCCCCCGGGUCUUUAGCCAGGGCUCCAACAUGCGUGCUCAUCAGCGCAGCCACCGGAAUAUCAGCGCUAGCGAAGCAGACGGCUGCCUUCGCCAGGGCUACCCGUCCUGCCAGACGCAGCAGCCUGACGAAGGCAGCUUUGCCAAGCCCUCCGGGGAGCCUACCUGCGAGGCCUUCCCCGCGUCGAAGCAUUCCGCGCGCAGCCCAAACGCUCGCCGCGCCGUCGGAAGGGCCGGCCGGAGAGGGCGCCGCGCCUCCGCCGCCCUGGGAGCGGAAGGGUUAACGAGGAGGCCGCGGCGCACUGGCGGCCUCCCGAUUGGCCCGCUCCGCCUCCAGCCCCACCCGCGCAGCCGGGCCCCGCGGCCAAUCGGGAGCGGCCCCACGGCGGCCGCGGGGCCCUGCCUGCCCCGGCCCCCCUGGGGCCAGACUGGCAGGCGCCGCGGCCAAUGGCGGAGGCCGACCCGCCAAGGGAUGGAGCCGAUGGAAGAAGUCGGCCUCUGGACCCUCAGAGAGGUGGGAGCCAAGGAGACCCCCCUGGACGUGGGCUCAGGAGUCCUAGCCAUGGCCCAAAUCAGGAAGGAGCCUCCUCCGGAAGGAGACGCAGAGCAACCCAACGGAGCCCCCAGAAAGUCGGCUGGAUGCAACGGCCUGCGAGUCGAGAGGAGGAGGAGGAGGAGGAGUUUGUCACGACUCCACAAAGCGGCGGAGACGCAGCCAUCCCCGGCAGGGCUCUUGCUUGACGGAGAAGACUUUGGCCACGGAGACCGUCUCAGCUGUGACACCAAGAGGCUGGGGCAGAACUCGGCGGGAGGAGGCCUGUAUGACAAGGUGGUGGUUUUCCGGGUGGGAGAAGGCAAGGCGGGCCAAAGGCCGUGCGCGGCGGCGGCGGAAGGCAGCUUCGCCUGCAAGGAGUGCGGGAAGUGUUUUGCCUGGCGGUCCUCCUUGAACAUCCACAAGCGGACCCACACCGGCGAGAAGCCCUUCAAGUGCAAGACCUGCGGGCGCCGCUUCAGCCAGAAGCCCAACCUGCUGUGCCACCAGCGCAACCACACCGGGGAGCGGCCCUUCAAGUGCGCCCGCUGCGAGAGGAGCUUCCGGCAGAAGCAGCACCUGGCCAAGCACCAGCGGACCCACCUCCGGGCCCGGCCCAGCCCCCACGCCUGCCCCGAGUGCCAGCGCGGCUUCAGCAACAAGGCUGUCCUGCGGCUGCACCGGCGCCUCCACGCCCACCACCGCCAGCUGGUCUUCCAGGAGCUGAAGAAGGCCUACAAGGAGACGGUGGCGCGGCAGCGGGAGGAGGCCCGGGCAGGGCUCGGCUGGGGGGCCAGGCCCAAGGGCCAGCGGCGGCGGGGGGUGAAGAAGUUCAUCUGCAGCGAGUGCGGCAAGGGCUUCACCUGGUGGUCUUCCCUCAGCAUCCACCAGCGCAUCCACACCGGAGAGAAGCCCUUCCCGUGCACCGAGUGCGGGAAGAGCUUCACCCAGAAGCCCAACCUCUUGCGGCACCUCCGCUACCACAGCGGCGAGAGGCCGCACGCCUGCCCCAAGUGCGGCAAAGGCUUCACCCAGAAGCAGCACCUGGUGAAGCACCAGCGCACCCACUUGGCCGAGAGGGGGUUCCAGUGCCACGCCUGCGGGCAGAGCUUCCCCACCAAGGGGGCCCUCACGGUUCACCAGCGGGCCGGCCACGUGGGGAUUGACCUCCCGGCCAUGGGGCCGACGGACGAGAAGGGGGGUCUUCCGCUCAGCCCGCCGGGGAGCCUGGGGGAGUGGAGGGGCUCCCUGCUGGCGAGCGGCCGGAGGCUCUCCCUGCCCCCCGAUCUCCUGAGCCCCCCCAGCGACGCGGAAGGGCAGCCGGUCCUGAUCGUGGAGCCGGGCACCCGGCCGCAGGCUCUGUCCCAGACCAAGAAGGGCGUCUUCUGGAAGCCGGAGGUCCCCAAGCCGCCCGCCCCUGAGCUGAAGCAGUACAUCUGCAACGAGUGCGGGAAGGGCUUCGUCUCGUGGUCGGCCCUCACCAUCCACCAGCGCAUCCACACCGGUGAGAGGCCCUACCCCUGCGGGGAGUGCGGGAAGCGCUUCAGCCAGAAGCCCAACCUGGUGAGGCACCAGCGGUACCACACCGGGGAGAAGCCCUACCCGUGCGCGGAGUGCGGCAAGUGCUUUGUCCAGAAGCACCACCUCAGCAAGCACCAGCGGGUGCACCGGAAAGAGGCCCGCCCGGGGCCCCCGCACUGAUGGAGACAACGGAGGGACUGUAGGGAAGGGAGGCCCUGCUUGCCAGUCUUUGCCUUUGUUGAGCCUGUUAGGGG
This is a messenger RNA of Gekko japonicus, 4115 nucleotides long. RefSeq names its product zinc finger protein 775 (gene ZNF775). The record is from RefSeq and is a predicted model, not a curated record. NCBI's taxonomy places the organism in Eukaryota, Metazoa, Chordata, Lepidosauria, Squamata, Gekkonidae. The transcript has 7 exons. Gene Ontology annotation, biological process: regulation of DNA-templated transcription. The coding region runs from base 1 to 4041 and encodes 1346 amino acids.